CGUUCGUAUGCGCUGCCUGACCUCAGGGGGCACGCCGAGAUGGAGACCUUCAGCUCCCGUAACCUGGCCAUACAGGCCGAGAAGAAAAUCCUCAGCCGAAUGGCCAGCAAAUCCAUGGCCAACAUGUUCAUCGACGACACGAGCAGCGAGAUCCUGGACGAGAUGUACCGGAUCUCCAAGGAGUACACCCAAAACCGAGCCGAAUCUCAGAAGGUUAUCAAGAACCUCAUCAAAAUGACCGUCAAGAUCUCCGUCCUCUACCGCAACAACUGCUUCAGCGACGAGGAGUUGUGCCUGGCGGAAGAAUUUAAACAAAAACUCCACCAAGGGGCCAUGACGGCCAUCAGCUUCCACGAGGUGGACUUCACCUUCGAGAAGGGCGUCUUGGCCCAGCUGCUCCAAGAAUGUCGAGACUUGCUGCUGAGGCUGGUGGAGAAGCACCUGACGCCCAAAUCCCUCGGGCGCAUCCGCCACGUCUUUGACCAUUUUGCCGAUACGGAACUCCUGACCCAGCUGUACAGCCCCGGGGAACCGUACCAGCCUCGCUUGAAAAAGAUCUGUGAGGGGUUGAACAAGCUCAUCGAUGAAGGGAAAUUGUGAAGGCAGCUGGGACAGGAGACAGGAAAGGACGACUCAGGAAAUCACAUCACAAAAAUCUUUGCCACUAGAGAAAUUAGGCAGGGAGGCCCGACCUGAUAAAGGAGGGGAGCCACUGUACCCGUACAGAUGUUACACUGCGACCCAGGUUUCGAACUUGGCUACGUGGAAGAUUUACAAAGUUCACGCCCCGGGGAAAGGCCAACCGGACUUGCGAUGCUAUCAAGGCUCUUCUCAGUGGGCCGUUACCCCUUUUUCGCCCACCACCACACAGAUCACCCCAGCCAGUAUGAAUAUCGUUCCAGAGGGCUGCCGUGGUGGUCUGCAGAGGAACAGCUCAGUUUCAGUCCAGUAGCUGACCAAGGAGUUUUUUUAAGAGGAUGAGCUUUGAAGAGCCCAACCUCCCUCCGUCAGAUAUCUGAUGAGUCAAAACUCCCUUUUGAUGAAGGGAACUUUGAUACUUGAAAGUUCGACCUCUGAAAAAUCUUGACGGGUGGCCGUGUUAAUCUGUCUGUGGCAGCAGAAAACAGCAAAUCCAGGAGCACCUUAAAGACUAAAAAGGAAACAAAGGGGGGGGAGGGGAAUUUAACCCAAAAAUAUUGAAAUCAAGAACCAAAAAGGUUAGUACAAACCAAACCGAAGGCCAUUUGUUAAAAACAGUAUAUAUCAGGGGUGGCCAAGGGUAGCUCUCCAGAUGUUUUUUUGCCUACAACUCCCAUCAGCCCCAGCCAGCAUGGCCGAUGGCUGGGGCUGAUGGGAGUUGUGGGCAAAAAACAUCUGGAGAGCUACCCUUGGCCUCCCCUGGUAUAUAUAACUUCGAUGUCAUCCAAAAUACAUUAUUUUUAAA
This is a messenger RNA of Heteronotia binoei (common prickly gecko), 1444 nucleotides long. It is a transcript of the gene TNFAIP8L2, whose product is annotated as TNF alpha induced protein 8 like 2. The record is from RefSeq and is a predicted model, not a curated record. Gene Ontology annotation, biological process: negative regulation of T cell activation; negative regulation of inflammatory response; regulation of apoptotic process. The transcript is spliced from 2 exons. The coding region runs from base 40 to 600 and encodes 186 amino acids. Gene Ontology annotation, cellular component: cytoplasm. Lineage: Eukaryota; Metazoa; Chordata; Lepidosauria; Squamata; Gekkonidae.